Messenger RNA from Erpetoichthys calabaricus (reedfish), 4219 nucleotides. It is a transcript of the gene mttp, whose product is annotated as microsomal triglyceride transfer protein. The transcript has 18 exons. Gene Ontology annotation, cellular component: endoplasmic reticulum; basolateral plasma membrane; Golgi apparatus. Gene Ontology annotation, biological process: lipoprotein metabolic process; cholesterol homeostasis; lipid transport. NCBI's taxonomy places the organism in Eukaryota, Metazoa, Chordata, Cladistia, Polypteriformes, Polypteridae. Gene Ontology annotation, molecular function: lipid binding. The record is from RefSeq and is a predicted model, not a curated record. The coding region runs from base 140 to 2806 and encodes 888 amino acids.
CUGCUCCACAGAUAAACUCUGCUGCUGUUGUCCUGAGGCUUCUCUGCUGUCAACCCUUCAUUCUGAAAACUCCACGUAGCCCUUCAUCAGCUGCAGAGAAGAAGAAGAAGAAGAAGGAGCUGCCGCCACCGCCGCCGCCAUGAUCCUCGGAGGUCUGUUCUGCCUGCUUGUGCUGCCAUUGCUGGACGCUUCCUCCAUCGAAGAAAAGACGGCCGGGCCGCGGCUCAACAAUGAGAAGCUCUACAGGUACAGCUAUGAGGCGGAGGUGCUGCUGGACCGAAGCAAAGGCGCGCCAGCUGAAGGUGUGGGCCAUAAGAUUACAGCCACCGUCCGCGUUCACCUGGUGUGGAGGAACCCCAGCAAUAAGGACGAUCAGCUCAUCCAGAUAGACAUGACCGAUGUCAGGAUCGAGAAUGUGAACCCGCGGCCUGCAGACAAAAAUAUUUUCUUGGCUACGUCUGCAGAGAGCAUUCUGGGAAAGGAGCAGCUGGCAGCCCUUCAGAGGCCCUUGCUGGUCAACUUGGUCUUUGGAAAGGUCAACACUUUGUACGCCAAUCCCGAGGACAGCACCGCCAUUAGGAACCUCAAGAGGGGUCUGGUCAGCCUCUUCCAGCUGCAGCUCACAUCUGGAAACCGGGAGGAGGUGGACGUGUCGGGAAGAUGCAAAAUCCGCUACUUGACACAGAAAGGACAAGUGACGCGGCACAAGCAAGUGGAGAGUUGCAAAAUCCCUCAAACGGGCUUCAUGUCUCACAGCAAGGUGUUAGGAGUCAGCAAAACGUCCCAGUCGACCACCGUGUUCACAGUGGAUGAUCGCUUCAUUAAGUCGGCACACGCCGAGGAGACUCACCUGGUGACCCUCAACGCACGUCAGUCACUAGCACUCAAAAUCAAGGCCAGGCAAAAACUGCAGCUACUGGCCAUUGAAGCGGGGCCUAAGGAGACACCAGGAAAACAAGUGGCCAGCAUCGUCAAGUCACUGAAUCCGAAAUACACGACAAUCCCCCUGCCAGCUGAGGCCAUCAAAUCAGACUGCAAGGACUGUCGCCCUCUUUCUGAACUGUGGCAGUCCGUUCGUAAAGAUCUUGAACCAGAGAACCUCUCAGAUGCCAAAGCCACCCGCAGCUUCCUGUCGCUUAUCCAGAGCCUUCGGAAAGCCAAGAAACAGGAAAUCCUGAAGCUGCUGAAAAGCGCCAGCAAGUCCGCCCUGCCUCAGCUGGUAGACACGGUCACUUCGGCCCAGACCACCGCAUCCCUUGAAGCGAUUCUGGACUUCCUGGAUUUUUCCGAUGAGAAGGGUGUGACUUUGCAGGAGAGAUUUCUGUACGCCUGUGGCUUUGCAUCUCACCCUAACCAGAAGAUGCUCAAAGUUUUAAUGGGCCUGUACAAAGGAAAAAUUGCCAGCAGGGACAUCAAAGAGUCCACAGUUAUCAUUAUGGGGGCGAUUGUCAAGAAACUGUGUCAAAGUGGAGGCUGUGACCUUCCGACAGUAAAGGAAGCAAAGAAGCUGAUACUUGAGGGUCUGCGUGACUCUGAGGAGGAGGACGAUAUCAAAAUGUAUCUUUUAGCAAUCAAAAAUGCCCAGCUGCCCGAGGCGACCCCUCUGCUGGCCAAGUACUCUGAAGAAGGAAGUGGACCAGUGAGCAGUUUGGCCAUCAUGGCCCUGCAGAAGUACAGCACUGCACUGAUCACAGAUGAGAUCAAAAAAGUCCUGAACAGGAUCUACCAUCAGAACCGCCGCAUCCACGAGAAGACUGUCCGCACGGCAGCUGCCAACGUCCUCUUCAACAGCAAACCCACAUACAUGGAGGUGAAGAACCUGCUGCUCUCCAUUGGAUUCCUGCCUCACGAGAUGAACAAGUACAUGCUGUCCAAGGUGCAAGACAUCCUGCAGUUUGAACUGCCAGCAAGUAAGGUGGUCCGACAAGUGAUGAAGGAUAUGCUCGUGCACAACUAUGACCGCUUCUCUAAAAUUGGAUCUUCAUCUGCCUUUUCUGGCUACAUGACCCGUAGCCAGGACAUUGCCUCCACCUACAGCCUGGACAUCCUCUACUCAGGUUCAGGCAUCCUGAGGAACAGCAACAUGAAUGUGUUUGCUUACAGUAAGGACAGCCUGCUGCAUGCCAGUCAGGUCAUGAUAGAAGCUCAGGGUCUGGAAUCCCUCAUUGCAGCCACCCCAGAUGAAGGCGAGGAGGACUUGGAUUCCUACGCAGGAAUGUCUGCAGUUCUAUUUGAUGUGCAGCUGAGGCCCGUCACCUUCUUCAAAGGGUACAGCGACUUGAUGGCCAAGAUGUUCACUGCCACAGGAGAGCCAAUGAAUGUGGUCAAAGGUCUCAUUCUCUUGGUGGACCAUUCCCAGCUGAUCCAGUUACAGAGCGGGCACAAGGCCAGCGUGGACUUUCAGGGAGGCCUCGCCAUUGACAUUUCAGGAGGCAUGGAGUUCAGCCUGUGGUACAGGGAGUCCAAGACGAGCGUGAACAAUAGGGGAAUGAUGGUGGUGAGCGGCAACGCUAACGUGGACUUGGGCCUGCACAGAGCUGGAGUAGAAAGGAGCUUUGAGACAGAAGCUGCUCUGGACUUCAUCACCACCGUGAAAUUCUCAGAGUAUCCAUUCUUGGUGUGUAUGCAGAUGGAGAAGCAACAGUUUCCAUUCAGGCAAUUCUUAACCAAAUACGAACAACUGGCAUCUGGAAAGAAGUUUGUGUCUCGUAAGAAGAGGGUAGAUCUGGUUCCAGGCUCAGAAUUCCCACUUCAUCAAGAAAACUCAAACAUGUGCAACAAGGUUUUUGAAGAAUCGAGCUGGUAGGCCCCCCUGGCAUGUCAAAAAGGGCACUGGUGGUGGCGGUGGCGGCGGCGGCAGGGCAGCCUCUUCUUUAAUGACCAGACGAUGACACCGUGCCGCACAGUGCACAAAAAGUGUUUACAUAUUUACAGCUAUUUAAAACUUUUAUAUAAUAGAAGACAAUGUGUUGAUAUUAGAAAAUGUAUGAUGUUGCCUAGAGAGUUUUAUUUAAAUUUAUUGUCACUUCAGAGCACAAAUGCAGCCAGAGCAUCAGAAGAAUCAAAUGGACCUUGUGAGUCCACGUUUGCCAACACUCAGGUAAUCUUAGAGAGUGAAAUGAAAUAACAAUGCGAGUGCCAACCCGGUGACACAACUCUGUUGGGGUGUCGGCAUGAAGACACAGAGUGACGGCGAGGACAGGAAGUGGGCGGCCACAUAUGAGGGGGGUGUGGCUUAAUGACCAAUCACAAGAGAAGGAACCACAGCCUGGAGUGGAGCUGAAGUCACUCCAGUCUGCACAUUACGUUUACUUCUCCAUUUUUGUUUUAUUUCUUUAUUUAUUUUGCGGUGCUGCCUUGUUUAGAUGAUUAUUUUUUUCUUCUUUUCACUAAUUUCGUUUCUCGUAUUUAUCAGACAUUUCCCUCUACAUGUUUCCACACAGGUAGCUGCUUUAGAUUUUUCAGCCACUGAAUUCUCCUCUCUGAACUCUGUGCGGUCAUUUCUAGAUAUUUAUAUAUAAUUUGAUUCCUUAUGAAAAGGACUUUAUGUUUGUGUCAGUCAGACCCAAGAGGGGCAGCACAAGAACAAGUGCUGCAUGUCUGGUUUGUAGUUAGUGUGGUCGGAGACGGCCAACGAGCUUUCAACAUGUCACAUCUUUCAGGAAGCUCAUUCGUAUCUAAAUGUCAAAACAACGAAAGACUAAAUCUGAAAAUAUUUCCGAUCUCCUGCCCUACGUGUACCGUCACUGCCUUUCCUUGGUAUUGUCGCAUGUCUGAAUCUCUCUUGACCGGUGCUGUUCUUUCACCUCUUUCAUGAGGCACAGUGGUGGCUCUUUGGCUAAAAGGAUCUGCGCUGGUGACUGGAAGGCUGCCAGUUUGAACGCCAGCAGCACCAGACAGAAGGCCGCUAACCUGCGAUCGCUCCAAGGGUGCUGUACAGAAUAAGUGACCUUGGGUUCGGAUCCCAAUCUUCUCUCUACCCCUCUGUGUGUCUCCAGACAGUAAGUUAGGAUGUGCCAAAAAAUGACAAAUUCCUAAUUCAAGAAAUUGUAUACGGCUAAUAAAGUGAAUUAUCAGUAAUGGAGUUUACUGUCCCAUUCUGCUGACCUCUGUGUUGUCGUUUAGGCUGACCUGCAGUGCCAUGUCUUUAUUCACUGUGUGUCCCCCCUCUCUGUCACUUCAUAUGUUGUAAGUCAUAGAAUAAAAUGUCUAAAAGCUG